Messenger RNA from Hypanus sabinus (Atlantic stingray), 949 nucleotides. RefSeq names its product trafficking protein particle complex subunit 1 (gene trappc1). The record is from RefSeq and is a predicted model, not a curated record. The transcript has 5 exons. Gene Ontology annotation, cellular component: TRAPP complex. NCBI's taxonomy places the organism in Eukaryota, Metazoa, Chordata, Chondrichthyes, Myliobatiformes, Dasyatidae. The coding region runs from base 196 to 633 and encodes 145 amino acids. Gene Ontology annotation, biological process: endoplasmic reticulum to Golgi vesicle-mediated transport.
CUAGGGCUGGCGAUCCCCCUUGCAUAAAACACUGGCACUGUGUCAGUAUUCACGACGUAUGAAUGCAUCUGACCCUACUCUUGGUCAGGGGCACAGAGCAGGAGGAUGCCAGGGCAUUUAAAGACAUAGGCAUCAGUGGUGGAAGUCAAUACAAGGCUGUGGAACCAGGGGAAGGUAAAGGCCUCAGGGUUGGAGAUGACAGUUCACAAUCUGUACAUCUUUGAUCGGAAUGGAGUCUGCCUGCACUACAGUGAAUGGAAUCGGAAGAAACACGCUGGCAUCUCAAGGGAACAAGAAUAUCAGCUGAUGUAUGGGAUGCUGUUCUCUAUCCGGUCCUUUGUCAACAAGAUGUCUCCUGUUGAUCUUAAAGAUGGUUUCCUGUCAUUCCAAACGAGCAAGUACAAGUUGCAUUACUACGAGACGGCAACGGGACUGAAGAUUGUAAUGAACACUGACCUAGGUGUAGGAAAUAUCAGGGACGUUCUCAGCCAGAUAUACAGCACGAUCUUCGUAGAGUUGGUGGUGAAGAACCCACUGUGCAGUCUGAAUGAGCCAAUCCAGAGCGAGCUGUUCCGCUCCAAACUGGACAGUUUUGUGCGUGGGCUGCCCUUCUUCUUGGCGCGUGCAGGCUGAGCCCAGGCCUGACUCCACUUCGCAGCCUUGUUUGCCAAGAAGCAUGAAAUGAAGUCACCUCAGGACACUCCGGUGCUUCGACAGAAGGUCCUGUCAGAGAAUCUGCACUUGUACUGGACUUUCAUCAUUUUCCCAUUCGGAAUUCCCUUUGCUUUCUGUUCCCUUCAUGUCUACAUGGUGUUACAGAGAGCUUGUUGUCGGUGAAGGAAUCCACUUGUCUUUGUUUGCUGAACUCAAGCACUGGCUUCUGUCACUUCCCUACCACAUUUAAAUUAAAUAAAUCUGACCAAGGUAUUAAAGGGGAAGUGUCUUUGUC